Messenger RNA from Glycine soja, 1810 nucleotides. RefSeq names its product UDP-glycosyltransferase 708D1-like. The coding region runs from base 204 to 1646 and encodes 480 amino acids. Gene Ontology annotation, molecular function: UDP-glycosyltransferase activity. The record is from RefSeq and is a predicted model, not a curated record. The transcript has a single exon. Lineage: Eukaryota; Viridiplantae; Streptophyta; Magnoliopsida; Fabales; Fabaceae.
UCUUCAACACAUCCAACCUAUUUUUGGGGUUUUCCCUUAACAAUUUUCUAUAAUUUUUCCAUUUGAUAUACAGUUGUAUGCACGUUUGCUACCUAGAAAACUGAUACUCCCUUUAAUUAGUUUGAAAAAACAAAGCUUUUAUCUUCCCUGAAUUGACAACAAAACAUCUACUAUUGACGCCAUUCUGAGAUCUAAGAACACCAAUGUCUGUUUCUGAACGUGUUGUUCAUUUGGCUUUCCUCCCAAGUGCUGGGAUUGGCCAUCUUAACCCAUGUCUUAGAAUAGCAGCACUGUUCCUCCGCUAUGGUUGCAAAGUCACUCUCAUCACUCCCAAACCCACAGUCUCUCUCGCUGAAUCAAACCUCAUCUCUCGCUUCUGUUCUUCCUUCCCUCACCAAGUUACCCGAACAGACUUAAAUCUCAUCCCUUUGGAUCCAACCACAGUUAACACCAGUGACCCUUUUUGGCUUCAGUUUGAAACCAUUCGUCGUUCGGUUCACCUUCUAGCUCCAAUCCUAUCUUCACUUUCAACACCUCUCUCUGCUUUCAUUUACGAUGUUAGCUUAAUUUCACCUCUAAUUCCAGUCACUGAGAAACUCACUUGUCCGUCUUACAUUUACUUCACCUCAUCAGCUAGAAUGCUCUCUUUUUUCGCACACCUUUCUGUUCUUGCUGCUCCAAAUCAAGGUGCACACCCUUCUUCAUUCAUUGGUGAUGAUAUCAAAAUCCCAGGAAUUGCAUCACCAAUACCAAGAUCCUCGGUCCCUACUGUGCUUCUUCAACCCAACUCUCUCUUUGAGAGCAUCUUCAUGGAGGACAGUGCCAACCUCGCGAAGCUGAAUGGGGUUUUCAUCAACUCGUUUGAAGAACUAGAAGGAGAGGCGCUAGCAGCACUCAACGAAGGAAAAGUGGCUAAAGGGUUGCCUCCAGUGUAUGGUGUUGGUCCCUUAAUGGCGUGUGAAUUUGAAGAGGUGGAUCAAGGUGGACAAAGGGGUGGUUGCAUGCGUUCAAUAUUGGAGUGGCUUGAUGAACAAAGUGAAACUUCGGUGGUGUAUGUUUGCUUCGGGAAUAGGACAGCAACAAGGAGGGAGCAAAUAAAGGACAUGGCUUUGGGGUUGGUAGAAUGUGGGUAUAGUUUUUUGUGGGUGGUGAAGUUGAAGGAGGUUGACAGAGAAGAGGAGGAGGAUUUGGAGGAAGUGUUGGGGAGUGAGUUGAUGAAUAAGGUGAAGGAAAAGGGUGUAGUUGAGAAGGAGUUUGUGGAGCAGGUGGAGAUUCUGGGGCACCCUUCAGUGGGGGGGUUUGUGAGUCAUGGAGGGUGGAACUCAAUAAUGGAGACUGUGUGGGAAGGAGUGCCUAUUCUGUCAUGGCCUCAGAGUGGGGAUCAGAAGAUAACUUCAGAGACAGCAAGGAUAAGUGGGGUGGGGAUUUGGCCUCAUGAGUGGGGAUGGGGAGCACAAGAGGUGGUGAAAGGUGAGGAAAUUGCUAAGAGAAUCAAAGAGAUGAUGAGCAAUGAAUCUCUGAGGGUAAGAGCUGCAGAAAUGAAGAAGGCAGCUAGGAAGGCUGCAGCUGCUGGUGUUGGUGGGAGUUGUGAGGUUAUUAUUAAGAGACAAAUUGAGGGGUGGAAGAGGAAUUCUCAAGCUACUUGAAUAUCAGUACUCAGUACUACUUAGCUACUUACAAAGGCUAAGUAGUUUGUUGUUAUGGUUGAUUGUGGUUAUAUUUCCAACUUGGUUGAGUUUUGUUGGGUGUUUAAUGUUUUUAUUUUGUAACAAAAUAUUUGUCUUGUUUAUUACUAUACUAUGUUUUAAUA